Messenger RNA from Pseudoliparis swirei, 1964 nucleotides. Its product is annotated as DNA-directed RNA polymerase II subunit RPB1-like. NCBI's taxonomy places the organism in Eukaryota, Metazoa, Chordata, Actinopteri, Perciformes, Liparidae. The record is from RefSeq and is a predicted model, not a curated record. The transcript is spliced from 5 exons. Bases 317 to 1762 code for a protein of 481 amino acids.
ACAUAGUUUAUUUGUUGAUCAUGUUUUGUUUUAGUAUUCCGAAUAAGUUAAGUACAUGUCGUGAGAACUAAGCACCACGACAUUGUACUUCAGGGAAGAAUUAAGUUAACGUUACAUAACUGAGUACACAGGUGGUGUUUCUGCACAAACGAAACUUGAAGCCGCUCAAGAGGUUGAACCAGGAAGUGAAAGUGUUGGAGCUGCACCCCGACCAGGAAACACACAGAUAGGACACACACUCACACACACUCUCACUCACUCACACCGCGAGGACGCUUCACUGCAGAGACUGGUCAGCCGGCUGAGGGUGAGGAGGAUGAUGAUGAAGAGCAGGCCGCUGUACGUCUCCCUUGGGAUGGCGGUGAUGUCGGCGUUGGUCAUCACAGCAACACCAACAUGGGCAACGACAGAAGCAGCCGGAAGAUGUCUAGACGGGAAGAUGUUCACGUUGUCUCGUAGUGGAGGAGGAAUCACCUUCUACGCCCCCUCCUCUGCUCCGACCUCUUCCCCCGGGCCCACCCGCCCCUACGACACCACCACCUGGCGUCCCUACUACCCCACCCACAAACCCACCACCACCAGGCGCCCCUACUACCCCACCACCAGGCGCCCCUACUACCCCACCACCAGGCGCCCCUACUACCCCACCCACAAACCCACCAUCCUGCCCUACACCACCAGGUAUCCCUACUACCCCACCACCAGGCGCCCCUACUACCCCACCCACAAACCCACCAUCCUGCCCUACACCACCAGGUAUCCCUACUACCCCACCCCCACCCCCCGUCCCUGGCCCACCCGCCCCUACUACACCACCACCAGGUGUCCCUGCCACCACCCCACCACCACCCCCCGUCCCUGGACCACAGCCCCCCGUCCCUGGACCACCCGCCCCUACUACACCACCACCAGGUGUCCCUGCCACCACCCCACCCCCACCACCCCCCGUCCCUGGCCCACCCGCCCCUACGACACCACCACCUGGCGCCCCUACUACCCCACCCACAAACCCACCAUCCUGCCCUACACCACCAGGCAUCCCUACUACCCCACCCACAAACCCACCAUCCUGCCCUACACCACCAGGUAUCCCUACUACCCCACCCACAAACCCACUACCCGUCCCCACCACAAAACCACCACCCCCCCCACCACCCCCCGUCCCUGGACCACAGCCCCUGCGACUCGAGGUGUGUCGGUGUGUCUGCGUUACCUGGCCGACGACCUUUCCUCCACCGUCGUCACACUCAGUCCGUCCAGCAGAGCUCCUCUGCGGCUGGGCUUCAGCAACGGGUGGUACACGCUGACCUUUGACCCGUACGGAUACUCGGCCCUGAGCUUCAGACCCAGCUUCAGGUUCUGGUCCAACAUGGUGCCGGACAUCUGGACCAGAGUCUGCGUCACCCUGGACUCCAUGAAGAACGUGGCCCAGGUGUUCAGCGGCUCCAACAUCAGCAUCAGGAAGAUGAUGCCUUCUAAGUAUGACUGGUCAGGUGAGCCCGUCAUUAAUUUUUCAGGUUUUGACGGUCAGCUGACGGAUGUCCAGAUUUGGGAUUAUCCUCUCCGCUACAAAGAAGUCUUCAACUACAUGACCAGCGGCAUCUACGCGCCGUACCGUGGCUCCGCCCUCUCCUGGUCCAACAUCAGCUACUCCUCCACAGGAGGCGCGCUGUUGGAGGAGGCCUAUGAGUGGCAGGCGAGAUGGCCAAUCGGCGGCAGCGGAGGGAAGACGUGGGCGGUUUCCAACAUGGAGUCAGAAUGAACUGUUUUGAUGAAACGCUGUUCCUCAAAUGAUCACGAAGAGUUCACAAUAAUCAAUAAUCAAAAAUCAUCAAUGAAAUUCAAACUUGUCCGAGUAACGAAUUAAAACCCCGUAUGAUUUAUCGUAUGAUUUAUUCUUUAAUUUUAAAUGACACGUUUAUCAUGUUCAUGUUAUGAGAAAAACAAUAAAGAUUUUGACACAA